AUGCCUGUAUUCGUAACGAUUAAGUCAUGUCGCAUCAACAGUCAACAGAGAGAAUUAUCAAGCAAAUGUGUUCAGAUGUCGCAGUUUCGAACUCAACGAAGACUUCGAACAAGGUUUAAUAAUUUACAACGAGAUCUUCAACGAGAAUUACUGCGUGAUACACCCGAUGAUCUUAAUCAAGAAAUUCAAUGGCUUUGGUCAGACAUUCGACGAUAUAUUGAUGAACACAUCUAUUAUGGAAUGGGCUUUACUCUGGCAUUUCUUAUGGGUUUAUCUUUAUUACCGAAAAGAUAUCGAUAA
Messenger RNA from Adineta ricciae, 300 nucleotides. NCBI's taxonomy places the organism in Eukaryota, Metazoa, Rotifera, Eurotatoria, Adinetida, Adinetidae. The record is from the annotation of a GenBank genome assembly.